Parastagonospora nodorum SN15 is the source of this 837-nucleotide messenger RNA. RefSeq lists its product as hypothetical. The record is from RefSeq and is a predicted model, not a curated record. Gene Ontology annotation, molecular function: metal ion binding. NCBI's taxonomy places the organism in Eukaryota, Fungi, Ascomycota, Dothideomycetes, Pleosporales, Phaeosphaeriaceae. The coding region runs from base 1 to 837 and encodes 278 amino acids. Gene Ontology annotation, biological process: superoxide metabolic process. The transcript has a single exon.
AUGCACUCUUCAAUGCUCCUCGGGCUCCUGCCCCUCGCCGCCGCCCAAGUCGCCCAAGUCCACGAAGCACCUCCUCCACCCCCCGUCCUUCUCAACGCCACCAAAUCCGGCGUAGCACCCACCCUCCCCACGCCCUUCAACGGCACUCAAACCCUCCAAGGCGCAAUCAUAAUGCCCCUACCCCCACAGCCCGGCUACAUCGGCCUGAACGGCACCGCGACCGCACAAACCUCCAUGCCAGCAUCCACCUACCGCGCCACCAUGCCUCCCUCCAUGUUCAACGACCUCGUCGGCACCACUGUGAGCGGAUACAUCGAGGGCGUAGGUUCCCCGUCAGGCGUGCGCUUUACCGUCAAGCUGCAGAAUCUUCCCGAGCAAGCCAAGUACGGCCCGUUCAACUGGCACAUCCACGCGUUGCCCGUGCCCGCGGACGGUAACUGCACAGCGACACUGGGCCACCUGGACCCGACGAAUCGCGGCGAAUUAAUCAUGUGCGACGCUGCGGCGCCUGAGACGUGUCAGGCGGGCGAUCUGGCGGGCAAGCAUGGCGGGAAGAUCAUGGCCGCGGGAAGCUUUGAGACGGCGUUUGUGGAGAAGUACUUGACGACGGAGACUGGGUCGCCGUUUUCUUUCGCAGGGUUGGGGUUCGUUCUGCAUUCGAUGAAUACUACGAGGCUUACUUGUGCGAAUUUUGUACAGGUUAAUGGGACAGUGGGAGGGAAUGGGACGAUGCCGAGUGCGACGGGCCCGCCAGCGGGAGAGUUUACUGGUGGAGCAGGAAAGGUCGGGGCUGCGUUGGGUGCGCUGGGUGUAGCGGUAGUUGCUGCGCUGUUGUAG